UAGGCCACGUCGGACUGGCCCAGCGCCCACCGCAUAGACGAACUCGAGUCUUCUGGAACAAAGGAAGGAAAACAAAAACCCUCCAAAAUUCUCCGUUAACCUUCACUCUCUUCGGAAACUCGCAUUCAGCUCCUAAUCAGCUUCCAUGGAUUCUCAGCAGGAACAUUCUCCGUCUCUCGAAGACUGCUUGAAGCUCUUGCAAGGCGAGAGAGAUGAGCAACGCCUUGCUGGUCUCCUUCUGGUCACAAAAUUUUGCAAAGGAGACGACCACGCUUCACUCCGUAGGGUCUACGACGCCGUUGGAGUUCGCUUCCUGGAUCGGCUCCUUAGAACCGGGAUGGGACAAGGAACCAUUAGUAGCAGUGGGGCUGAUAAUCGUGAUGAAUACUUGAAGCUAUCUGUUACGGUUCUUGCUGCCUUCUGUCGUGUUCCUGAAAUUGCUUCUUUAGAAGACAUGUCUAUGAAGAUUCCGCUGAUAUUGGAAAUAAUGUCGAAGAAUUCAGGCUCCUCUGUGCUUGAAGAAUGCUAUGAAUUUCUGUACCUAGUAUCAACUGCUUCUGAAGAUGGAGUUGCGAAAUUGUAUGGAUCUGGAGUCAUGAAAGUGCUAGCUUCUCAAAUAUCUAGUUUUCCAGAUGAUUCUCAUAUGAUGGAAGUAGCUACAAAACUUGUGCUGUUAAUUCUAAGUAAGCUGUCUUUGGAUGUCAUUACCAAUGACUAUUUAUUCGAGCUCUCAGUGAUUGCGGCGACAAUGGCAAGACCAUUUGCCAUGUUGCAAAAGGCCCUAAAAUUUGAAGUGCUCCACCUACUCUCCACCAUGCUCUCCUCAAAAAAUUCGGCACCACUUUAUGAUGCUCUUCGUGCACUGCCAAAUGGCAGUUGGUCAGAUUAUAUGCGUGAUGGUAUUGCAGCUAUCUUACAUAGUCGUGUUGCACCUGCUGAAAGGCUUGAUGCCCUUAUGUUGGCUGAGACUAUGGUAUCCAUACAUGGGGAGCAGUGGUUGAUUGGUCGAAUAAACUUGCCUGAUAAAGAAGAUUCCAUUCCAGUUGACAGGUUUCUAUUGCUUGUCCUACAGCAAUCGAGGGUUGAAGUUGCUGUUUUGCUGAAUGAGCUUGCCUAUUUGAAAUAUGAAGCAUCUAAGAAUUGUUCAUCUACUGCUGAGCCAGUUCUUUCAAAGCAAAGAAACGUGUCUAUUGCCUUUUCCUUGAUGGAGAAGAUCAUUAAAUUAAUAUCAGAUGCUGCUGGAAAUGAAGGGGAUCUUAUAGAUGAAAGCACUUUCACAAAUGUGAUCAGGGCACUCAAUGAGACAAUUAGUGUUGUUCUAGAGUAUUUACAAGAUGCAAAGGAACAUGGACAAAGGAAAGGAGAUGAUCUUCUUGCUUCAGUGCGGAUUAUUGGGAGCUAUCUUGCAGAAACACCCUUUGCAUGCAAAGAGAAGGUCAGAGAACUAUUAGAGUAUAUGCUUUCAGUCGAAGGUGAAGAUGAACAAAGCCCUUUCUACUCCAUAUGUUUUUUGCUUCCAAUGUUGUGUCAAAUAACGAUGGAGAUUGAAGGAUGCAAAGCUUUGGCUUCUUCCGGAGGGCAUAAAGCUGUUAUGGAAUGCCUCAUAAAACUGAUUGGGCCAAAUAAUUGUAUAGUUGAGAACGACAGUUGUGUCUUCUUGGCAUGUGAUACAGUUAUGAAUCUCCUAUUAAAGAAAGAGCAAGUACGGUUGUUGUUGGAUGAAUCAACUUUCGUUCAUCUUUUGAAAGCGUUGGCAUAUUGGACAGAGGGUACUGAAGACCCAUCAGUUCUUAUGAUGGCUUCGAGCAUUUGUGCGUUGAUAUUGGAUUUUACAUCAGAGGAGGCUCUUCUUAAUCAUCCACACUUUGAUGAUAGCUCUCUUAAUAGUCUGUCUAGGCUCAUUGCGAGAAGUUUGGCUUCAUGUGGACAGGAGAUGUCUGAUGAUGCAAAAGCAGAAGCAGAUCUUCUUGAGAUUGUUAAUGCAGGAUACUCUCGAUGGGCUCUUAGGUUUCCCCAUAUAAGAGCGGCUGUCGAGAGAUAAACUGGUCCUGCUUCUCGUGUGAAACUUUAUUUUGUUGCCAACUGCUUGAGAUAGAUAGAGGAAAUCAGGAGAGAGAGGGACCAUCCUUGUUUUUCUACCCAGUGGCUCUAGCAUAGCUCCCACUAUUUUGUAGUGCAGUUAUUUCUUCAGUCCCACCUUAAUGUGGUCAUCAUCAUCUGUAGGCUUGUAUCCCCUUGCUUUUGCAAGUUGUAUGUAUAUGGUUUGUUAACUUUCCAAGUUUUAUGUAAGUGGUUUUUUUUUUUUUUUUUGGUGGGUGCAGAGUUUAUUUGACUAGGAAAAAAAGAAAGAAAAAAUUUCCUUGAGGACGCUGAAGAUCAGUGAAUUUUUUUUUAACUAAAACAUGAUUUGACUUCUUCUGGUUUUAAUAGAAGGCAUUCAGUUUCUAAUCAACGUGAUGCGAUCUUACCGAUCUUAUUUCUAAUUUUCUAUUGACCAUAUAGAUCCAAUGGGAGAGGUCAACCUUUGCGUAGAACAAGAAGUUUUAGAUCCAACUUACACGGAUAAAGAGAGCUUAAUAUUCAUUUAGGGCCGUAACUCGCCCAAUGGGCGAAGCCCAAGAAUCGUUGGAUCGUACACGUAAUUAUCUGUAAUUCGAGAGAGAGAGGC
This is a messenger RNA of Corylus avellana, 2668 nucleotides long. RefSeq names its product neurochondrin family protein. Lineage: Eukaryota; Viridiplantae; Streptophyta; Magnoliopsida; Fagales; Betulaceae. The record is from RefSeq and is a predicted model, not a curated record.